AUGGCUCCAAACCUCGCUGCCUCCCAGCAUCAGCUGAUCCGCGAUAUGAUUAUAAGCAGAUCAUUGACUGCAGCUCAAAUGGCUGAUGUUGCAAACUGCAGCGAGCGUUCACCACCAAUCAAGGGCGGGCAUCCCCGUUCAAUCACCCCUCUCAUGGCCGAAGCCCUUUGUGAACAUCUUCUUGAAAAGCCCGACCUCUAUCUAGAUGAGAUGGCACUGUUUCUGUGGGAUGAACUUGAGAUCCUUACCACACCCUCAACCAUAAGUCGAACCCCUCGUCGUAUUGCAAAGGAACGGAACGCUGAUUUACGGGAUUUCUACCUCCACAACCUAUCGGACUUUCGGUCAUAUCAUCUUGUCUAUGUAGAUGAAUCUGGCUGUGACAGGCGGGUGGACUCCAGACGUACUGGUUGGUCUCCUCUUGGAGUGACUCCGGUCCAAGUAGCCCGAUUCCACCGCGAGCAACGAUAUCAGAUCCUACCUGCUUACUCGCAGGAUAGGAUUCUCUUAUCACGUGUGUUUCAGGGAUCUACUGACAGUACUAUAUUUAAAGAUUUUAUUAAACAGUUGCUACAUCAUUGUGGCAAGUGGCCGGAUCCAAAGUCUGUUCUGGUGAUGGACAAUGCAUCCUUCCAUCACACUGAGAGGAUCAAGCAGAUGUGCAGUAACGCCGGGGUGAAACAACUGUUCACGAGGACACGGUCUGUACAGGAAGAUAAAGAGGGGUAA
Molecule: messenger RNA, 729 nt
Organism: Aspergillus oryzae RIB40
Lineage: Eukaryota; Fungi; Ascomycota; Eurotiomycetes; Eurotiales; Aspergillaceae
Exons: 3
Coding region: 1-729 (242 amino acids)
Molecular function (GO): nucleic acid binding
Source: RefSeq, a predicted model, not a curated record